Danio aesculapii is the source of this 2325-nucleotide messenger RNA. RefSeq names its product ADP-ribosyl cyclase/cyclic ADP-ribose hydrolase 1. The transcript has 9 exons. The annotation marks the transcript as partial. NCBI's taxonomy places the organism in Eukaryota, Metazoa, Chordata, Actinopteri, Cypriniformes, Danionidae. Gene Ontology annotation, molecular function: phosphorus-oxygen lyase activity; NAD+ nucleosidase activity. Gene Ontology annotation, cellular component: plasma membrane. The record is from RefSeq and is a predicted model, not a curated record. Gene Ontology annotation, biological process: positive regulation of B cell proliferation.
UUUAAUCAUAUAAUCGUUGAAGCCAGAAAUAAGGAAAUUUAUGUGUCCCCUCCAGGCAAUCUAACUCUUCUCAUAUUAAACAUCAAGUGUAGAACGUUAAGUGCAAGAAGAGGAGAAGACAUUGUUUUUAGGAUGAUUUUAGGAUUUGUCAUGCUGUUUUUUCUCAUGGAUGUAACAGCAGAAUUUGGGACCACCCCAAAUAUUAAACAGAUUGCCAUUGGACGGUGCUAUCGUUAUGUAACCCUGGUUAAUCCCAACCCCAAAUAUAAUUGUGAGGCUGUAUGGCAGGAGUUUGAAAAUGCUGUGUUUAGAAGAUCACCCUGCAAUGUUCAAGUUAAAGAUUACAAAAAAAUGUUCCAGACCAUCACUCAGAUUUUACCAUGUGACAAGCUGCUCUUCUGGAGUAAGACAAGAGGCUUCUUGCACAUGUAUGCAGCAAUCACAGAGCCCUUCUGGACAUUAGAAGACACACUGGUGGGAUUUGUGUUCAAUGAUCUGAUCUGGUGUCGACAACGGGCAAAAGAUAGAGGUUUUGACUAUCAGUCAUGUCCAAAAUGGUCAGCCUGUUUGAACCAUCCUGUAUACUCGCUAUGGAAGCAAGCUUCUCAAAAUUUUGCAGUGGCAGCAUGUGGAAAUAUUACCGUCUUGCUAAAUGGAUCAAUUCAUCAUGCUUUCAACAAAAAAAGCAUGUUCGGCAGUGUAGAACUGGACAAUCUAAAUCCAAGGAUGGUAACCCAUGUUCACAUUAAAGUCGUGUACAACCUGGAGGGACCCUUUAUGGAAUCAUGCACUCAGGGAUCAAUUGUUGGACUUAUAGAAGUUUUAAAACAACGAGAGUUCCACUGGACCUGCACAGACAAUGACUUUAAUGUUUGAAUUACUUUUACAAAGUGUUUGAAUUGGUAAGCCAAGCAACUGUAACAGCAUUAACUUAAAAAUAACCACAUAAAGUUUUUAAUUGUAAUCAUGGAGAGAGAACUAGCAAAUGGGCAGAGGCUUGGGCCCAAUCCCAGUUGUAUUUUUGUACCCCACAUUUUUGUAAAACCAAGUGUGAAGGGGAAGGGCCUUAAAAUUUACCCCUAAGAAUUGGGACAGCACUACAGCAUCUGCACACGUCAUCAUAUUUCACCACGAUCUCCUGCUUCAUAUGAGAUGACAUAAUCGCGACUGCUGUAGUUAUCCAGUUGCUUUAUUUUUUGGUAAUUAUUUUUAAGAAAUCACUGAAGGCAUAUAUCAUGUUAUCAUAAUGAUCUAAUGUGGCAAUAAGAUCAUAACUGUACUGCGUAUUUACAUAGUGGCCAUAUUCAUCUAUGUAAACACACAAAAAACAACACUAACAUUAAAGCAGACACUGUAAAAAGCUCAUUCCCAGCCACUAAACUUUUCUGACAGGGUAUUCAAGUGUCAUCGAGUGACAGUAUCUAGUGUCACUGCUAUACAGGAGUUAUAUGGAUUAAGGAAAAAAGAGGAAGUGGUGGUAUCAGAAAGAAGAGUGAUAUCAAAACAAGAGGAGGUCGUGGUAUCAGAAAGAAGAGUGGUGAUAUUAUAAGGAAGGCCUGAUACACAAGGUAGUAGUGGUGUGGUUUUCAAUGCAAGCGUGACACCACUGAAUGUCUGUAAGAUGAAACAAAAGGAUUCUCUGAACGUCCCAGGCUAUCCCAAUUACUCAAUGACCUCAGAAAUUUUCUGUGUUCCAGCAAGGAUUUUCAUGGUGAUUGGAUGCACAGUGCUUUUCCCAAGGCGUCUGAAAUCAUCGCUUCAGGACUACCACCUCUAGAAAUCUGCGUAUCUCAGAUUUCCAGGAACUCUACCUUUAAGGAUAAAGACAUACAUGUCCCCGACAUCAGAACCACUGCCUCUAGAAAUCUCCAGUUCUGCGCGUUCCAGAAUCUCCAGAUUUCUUCUUCUCAAAGCUCAAGAGAGCUAAGUCUGCUUGUUCCAUGCCUCAAGACCUGGAAGAAGAUCCAGCUUCUUCUAACCACAGCGUCAACGACAGAAACAUAUAUAUAUAUAUAUGGUCCGUAAUGUACACCAGCUGCACAAUCCUCAAGCCCAAUCAGCCACACCGGUCGCUCAUGAAGAGAGAGAGAUAUAAACAGCACGAGAAGACAAGCGAGUGAGUGCAUUCUGACAAGAAACCUCCAUGCUAACUAUUCUCUGUUCUACCUCGCAGAAUCGAGUGGCUGAUUGGAGCUGACACCCACUGCUACCCCUUCACAGACCCGAGAACAUCACAAUAAUCACCACCACCAAAACACAGCACUUUCUGGGACUGAAGGAGGUUCACCUCUUACAUCCGUGUGUGUGUAUAAUUUCCCUCUUUAU